AGGCAGCAAAAUGUGGCGGAAAUGGCCAAUUACACAAUAUGAAGACCAUUAUCAAGAGCCAUGUACGCUCAAAUAAGGAAAUGUAUGAGGAAGCAAAAAAUGCCAUGUUGGAGAAGGUGGAUGCUUUAAAGAGAACCAUCCUGGAGGAUCUGGAGAAAGCCAUGACAGAAUCCAUUGAAUUUUCUCUCAGGACUGACAACAACUCACUCCCAGAUGUUUCAGAAGAGCUAGAGAGAGUGACAAAACAUCAUGAUGAACUUUUAAGCAGUCAACAUUAAAAAAUGUAACUGGGUAAAUACUGAUAAAAUGUUUUUGUGCUAAAUAAUGUGAACUGAUCCACCCAGCAGUUGCUCUAAAUCCAUGGUGUAUAUACGGCUCCAUUUUAGUGAAGCUGACUUUUUGUGAAGAACACAAAAACAACACUAGUGUGAACAUUUUUUAUGAACACGUCUUAGGCAAAUUUUAGGGGGAUUUUACUGUUGGUCCUCAAUGGCUGAGCAUUUAUCUCUCUGAUUAUUUCAAAAAAUUUAUUUCUGAUAUUUCAGGUCACCCGUGAUAUCUUCAGUCACAUUUUUCAAGUUGCUUUGUGUUCUCUCUUUGAAUGUUAUGCUGAUGCUUACUUUUGACUUUCAAUCAAGUCUUUACAUCUGAAGUCAUUAGCUGUUUCCGGAUACAAACUCUGCUUCAGGUCCAAUUCAUUAAGGCACUUGUGUUUUAACAUGUUUUCAUGCUUUGUAUCUUGUUCUAUUUAAUCUGAACAAACCCCUGAAAAAAGUCGAUGGUCAUUGUUGCCGUCUCUGGGUUUUAUUAGCCCUA
This is a messenger RNA of Haplochromis burtoni (Burton's mouthbrooder), 816 nucleotides long. RefSeq lists its product as uncharacterized. The record is from RefSeq and is a predicted model, not a curated record. NCBI's taxonomy places the organism in Eukaryota, Metazoa, Chordata, Actinopteri, Cichliformes, Cichlidae. Gene Ontology annotation, molecular function: GTPase activity.